Messenger RNA from Misgurnus anguillicaudatus (oriental weatherfish), 2336 nucleotides. Its product is annotated as monocarboxylate transporter 12. Gene Ontology annotation, molecular function: monocarboxylic acid transmembrane transporter activity. Lineage: Eukaryota; Metazoa; Chordata; Actinopteri; Cypriniformes; Cobitidae. Gene Ontology annotation, biological process: transmembrane transport; monocarboxylic acid transport. The record is from RefSeq and is a predicted model, not a curated record.
GCGUUGCCCUAAGGGGCGUGGCCAGCACUGCCUCGAGGUUAUAAAUAGAGCUCCGUUAUAUGUCAUUGCUGCUGCUGCUGCUGUAGUACGUAAAAAAUAUGAGGAGAUCCUGAGCAAGGACAGACAAGAGAACAGGGUUCUCAUACCUUUCACAAGGUGGGAACAGGCUGACAGAUCCAGAAUGGACAAGCGUUUGGUCGAUCCACCGGAUGGUGGCUACGGUUGGGUUGUGGUCACCUCUGCCUUCUUCAUUAUGGGCCUUACCGCUGCUGUCCUGAAGAACUUCGGCCUGUUCUUCCUCGACAUCCAAAGACACUACAGCGUUUGUGCCAGCACUACUUCAUGGGUGACCUCAACCACUAUUGCAGUGUUUCAUUUGGGAGCUCCUCUGGCUAGUGCUCUCAGUAUGCACCUGUCACAGCGGACAGUCAUCAUGAUCGGAGGGAUCCUGGCUACUUCAGGGAUGGUUCUUGCUUCUUUGGACCUCAGCCUGCCAUGGAUGUAUGUGUCUAUGGGUGUGCUUCAAGGGCUUGGUAUCUCAUUAUGCUGGAUACCAGCAAACAGCAUGGUCAGCCAUUAUUUCAAACACUGGCGUCCAGUCGCCUAUGCGGUCGCAAGCUCUGGAGAGUGCGUGUUCGCCAUGAUCUUCAGUCCGUUCUUCCAGUGGCUCAUCGAGAUCUAUUCGUGGCAGGGGGCCGUUCUUAUUAUUGGAGGUCUGCAGCUUAAUCUGUGUGCUUGUGGUGCUUUGAUGCGACCCCUUCCACCAAACUCAGUCAUGCAAAACUCUUUGCAAGACAAACUGUUGUCGGACUCUAAAGAUCAAACAAAACCACCAGUCACUUUCCAGUGGUCUCUGAUUCAGAGGCCCGAGCUGCUGCUAUACAUCGUGUUUGCCAUCUUGGCUGCAGCUAGUUUCUUCAUCCCCCCUUUGUUUUUGGUACCCUAUGCCAACAGCCGGGGUAUGGAGCAGUACUGGGCCGCCUCCAUCCUGUCAGUGCUUGCGUGUGCGGACCUGCUGGGUAGACUUAUGUGCGGAUGGCUGGCGACCCUGCGGCUCGUGAGGAACCUGCAGCUGUUGACCGUGGUAGUAACGGCUGGAGGGGUGGUGCUACUUCUGUUUCCCAUUGCAGAAAGUUACUGGGGCAUUGUGGUCUUCUCCUCACUGUACGGUUUCUUGUUCGGCUGUGUGGUGGCCAUCCACGUGACAAGUAUUGUGGAUAUUGUUGGACUGGAGGGGUUUGACAGCGCCCUAGGGCUCUUCAUGCUGUUACGAAGCUCUGGAGGAUUUGUGGGACCACCUGCUGCAGGCUGGCUGGUGGACUGGACCAAUGACUUCAGCGCAGGUUUCUAUUUGUCUGGCAUCUGUCUCGUCCUCUCCAGUGUAUUCGUGGUGUUUGUUGACAGACUGGUGCAGAAGAAAAAACUCUUUGUCAAACAAGCAGGUUUAUAUACUGACACCACAGAUAAUUUAAACAACAAAGCAAACCAUACAGAUGCAUAAUGGUCAAUGAAGACAAUGUAGAUCUACUUUAUAUUAUAAACUGUGGUUUGUUCAGUUUUGUCGUAGUGUUACCUAGUGGUCAGACAAAUGUUUUACAUCUUUAGCUGCGGUUGACACAUUUUUAUGGGUUUCGUUGGAGUCUUGAAUCUAUGCAGAGUUUUGCCUUAUUUUUGCCACAUUGUGUUUGUCUAUUGUUGUGACCUAGAUGAGGAUCAGAUCACAUUUUAUGGCAAAUCACAGUAGAAAACCAGUUCAUUCUUAGGGGUUCACAUACUUUUUCUCUCCACUGUAUAUUUAUUAAUGCUUUUACUUUGGAAAUGCAAACCUAAAUUAUAAUUAUCUAGAACUAUUACCCUUUAAUUCACAUAAAAAUAAAAAUAGUUUUAUUCACUCAUGCCAUUUCAAACAUGAUUUAAUUUUCAUGUGCUAAACGCAUAUGAGCUGUUUUUUGUUCGUACAGUGGAAUGGAGCGAGGAUCAUAACAUAAAUGAUGUCAUCAUGACUGAAGAACCAAUGAGGUCACUGUGUUAUCAUAUUUGAUUAGCUCUGUAUAUAUGAGAUGCUCUAUACACUGCAAAAAAUGACUUUCUUACUUAGUAUUUUUUUCUUGUUUUCAGUAGAAAUAUCUAAAAAUUCUUAAAUCAAGAUGUAUUUUCUUGAUGAGCAAAAUGACCUAAGAAAAUAAUACUAGUUUUUAGACAAAAAAAUAUACAAUUUAAGUGAAUUUGUGCUUAAAACAAGCAAAAAUAUCUGCCAAUGGAGUGAGAAAAUUUUACUUGAAUUAAGUGUUUAAGAAAAAAGAAAUCUUAUUUCACAAUUUUUUUUCUCACCCCAU